Molecule: messenger RNA, 807 nt
Organism: Auanema sp. JU1783
Lineage: Eukaryota; Metazoa; Nematoda; Chromadorea; Rhabditida; Rhabditidae
Source: the annotation of a GenBank genome assembly
AUGGCUUUACCACUGUUCUCACAACUGUUGGAGAAGCAGUUUCUGGUUCCCUUCAUCGUAUACUUCACGUUUUUCCGAAUAGCUAAUGUCCUUCUUAAGCAGAAGUAUUGGCAAAACUUUGAAGGGUUUAAGAAAUACCGUUUACACAAUUUGUCAAUCUGCUUACUACAUUCAUUAAUUUCGGGUACUUGGUCAUUGACAUUUUUUUUGUGUAAUUGGCGGGUCAUGAUCGAAGAAUUGGCAACUUGGAACACUUACUUUGCUGCUCAGCUUCCGCUCUUUUCAAUAGCUUACUUCUGUCAUGAUGCCAUUGAUAUGUUAAACUAUGAAUGGUCUCGUUGGACGCUAGAGCUAAUAAUUCAUCAUCUUGCUACAUGCUUUAGCUUAAGCACAGGAAUAGUUUCAAAAACAUUCGUGCUCUGCGAUUACUGGGCAUUACUCAUGGAAGUGAAUAGCAUAUUUCUACAUUGUCGAACCAUCAUGCAAAUUAGUGGGCAGAACAAAACAAACCGUCACAUUUUCAAAAUUGUUCUUUUCCUCAACAUUGCUAGCUUCAUUCUCUUCCGUUUUCUAACUCAAAUAGUGUUCGUAUAUUUGAUUCUUUUCCACUUUUUGCCUUUCAUGGACUCGUUCUAUGUGAUAGUCGCAUUAGGAGGACCUAUCGUUUUUCUCAUCAUCAAUGGAAUGCUUUUCUUCCGAAUUCUAGCAUCAGAUGGAUUUCUCACUGAGGAAUGGAAGAGUAGAGCUGCAAUUACUAGAGAUUCUAUCCGAGAAUGGAAGGAAGAAAUUACACAUAAAACAUCAUAA